CAGACCGCCCCUCCUGGUCCCUUCUCCUCUCUUGCCCCCAUCCCUCUCUCCCUAGCUUCCAAGCUAUAGGGCUAGCAGCUACAGUAAUUGAGUGCUCAGGUUUCACACUUUCAGCUGCGGGCUGAGAAACAUGGCAGUGGAGGAGGCAGCAGACUAUUUGGCAGAAACUGAUGUAAAUGCCUGCUAUCUGCGAUCAGCUCGGGCCGGGAACCUAGAAAAAGCUUUGGACUACCUGAAGAAUGGAGUCGACAUCAAUAUUUGCAAUCAGAAUGGCCUGAAUGCUCUCCAUCUGGCCUCGAAGGAGGGCCAUGUGGAAGUGGUGGCUGAGCUCAUCAAGCAUGGUGCCAAUGUGGAUGCAGCUACUAAGAAAGGAAACACAGCCCUCCACAUAGCUUCCCUUGCUGGCCAGACAGAAGUGGUGAAGGAACUCGUCACCCACAAUGCCAACGUCAAUGCACAGUCUCAGAAUGGCUUCACUCCACUGUAUAUGGCGGCGCAGGAGAACCACAUGGAUGUGGUGCAGUUCUUAUUGGACAACGGCUCCAGUCAGAGCAUCGCCACUGAGGAUGGUUUCACUCCCCUGGCGGUGGCAUUGCAGCAGGGCCAUGACCAGGUGGUUUCCCUCUUGCUGGAAAACGACACCAAAGGGAAGGUCCGCCUGCCAGCGCUGCACAUCGCCGCACGAAAAGAUGACACCAAGGCUGCUGCGCUCCUCCUCCAGACUGACCACAACGCUGACGUGGAGUCCAAGAUGAUGGUGAAUAGAACAACAGAGAGCGGUUUCACUCCUCUUCAUAUCGCGGCUCACUACGGCAAUAUCAACGUAGCAACACUCCUGCUUAACAGAGGGGCAGCUGUGGACUUCAAGGCAAGGAAUGACAUUACACCACUGCACGUAGCAUCCAAACGUGGGAAUAGCAACAUGGUGCGACUGCUGCUGGAGAGAGGAGCCAAGAUUGAUGCACGGACCAAGGAUGGUCUGACUCCUCUCCACUGUGGAGCCAGAAGUGGCCAUGAGCAGGUGGUGGAGAUGCUGCUGGACAGAGGAGCUCCAAUUCUAUCAAAGACCAAGAACGGUUUGUCUCCCCUCCAUAUGGCAACACAGGGCGACCACCUCAACUGUGUCCAGCUGCUGCUGCACCACGAGGUGCCCGUGGACGACGUGACGAAUGACUACUUGACGGCGCUGCACGUGGCCGCACACUGUGGGCAUUACAAGGUGGCAAAGGUCAUUGUGGACAAGAAGGCCAACCCCAACGCCAAGGCACUGAAUGGUUUCACUCCCCUGCACAUCGCCUGUAAGAAAAACAGAGUCAAGGUGAUGGAGCUACUUCUGAAGCAUGGAGCGUCUAUACAGGCAGUCACUGAGUCCGGUCUGACUCCGAUCCACGUUGCAGCGUUUAUGGGACAUGAAAACAUCGUUCACCAGCUAAUUCAUCACGGGGCUUCACCAAACACAAGUAAUGUGAGGGGGGAGACGGCACUCCACAUGGCAGCGAGGGCAGGACAGUCAAAUGUGGUCCGAUAUCUGAUCCAGAAUGGAGCACAAGUCGAUGCCAGAGCCAAGGACGACCAGACUCCGCUGCACAUCUCAAGCCGUCUUGGUAAACAAGACAUUGUCCACCAGCUGCUGGCUAACGGAGCAUGCCCAGAUGCCACGACCAGCUCCGGAUACACACCUUUACACCUGGCCGCCAGGGAGGGACACAGAGAUGUGGCAUCAUCGCUGCUGGACCAAGGAGCUAGUCUGGGCAUUAUUACCAAGAAGGGCUUCACUCCUUUGCACGUGGCUGCAAAGUACGGGAAGAUCGAGGUCGCCAACCUGCUGCUGCAGAAAAACGCUCCAUCUGAUGCUGCAGGGAAGAGUGGACUAACUCCACUGCAUGUGGCAGCACACUAUGAUAACCAGAAGGUGGCACUGCUCUUGCUAAACCAGGGAGCUUCACCGCAUGCUGCUGCAAAGAAUGGCUACACACCACUUCACAUUGCAGCUAAGAAGAAUCAGAUGGAGAUAACCACCACGUUACUGGAGUACGGUGCCUCCACCAACACAGUAACACGCCAGGGAAUCACGCCUCUGCACCUCGCAGCACAAGAAGGCAACGUGGACAUAGUGACCCUGCUGCUGGCUCGAGAUGCUCCCAUAAACAUGGGCAAUAAGUCUGGGCUGACUCCACUUCACCUGGCUGCCCAGGAGGAUAAAGUCAACGUUGCUGAGGUCUUAGUCAACCAGGGAGCUACUGUAGACCCUGAGACGAAGCUGGGAUACACUCCUCUCCAUGUGGCCUGUCACUAUGGCAAUGUGAAGAUGGUCAAUUUCCUGCUGAAAAAUCAAGCGAAGGUCAACGCUAAGACCAAGAACGGUUACACGCCUCUCCAUCAGGCUGCACAGCAGGGACACACACACAUAAUCAACCUGCUGCUACAUCAUGGAGCAUCGCCCAACGAACUCACAGCUAAUGGAAACAGUGCUCUGUCCAUUGCCAGGCGGCUCGGCUACAUCUCUGUGGUUGACACACUCAAAGUGGUCACAGAGGAAACUCUUACAACUCAGACUGUGAUAGAGAAGCACAAGAUGAAUGUUCCAGAGACCAUGAACGAGGUGCUGGACAUGUCCGAUGAUGACGUCUGUAAAGCGAAUGUACCCGAAAUGAUCACAGAGGACUAUAUAUCUGAUGUGGAAGAAGGUGACGAUGCAAUGACGGGGGACACAGACAAAUACCUGGCCCCCCAGGACCUGCGGGAGCUGGGCGACGACUCGCUCCCGCAGGAGGGUUACAUGGGCUUCAGCGUUGGUGCGCGCUCACAGAGCCUGCGUUCCUUCAGUUCUGAUAGGUCCAACACACUGAACCGGAGCUCGUUCACACGGGACAGCAUGAUGAUAGAGGAGAUGCUGGCACCCAAUAAGGAGAUGAUGCUCCGUAAGGAAAGGUCUUUCAUUGUAGAGCAACACAAUAAGCAUUUGUCUGUGGCUAAGGACUUUGACAACGACUCUCUGAGGAGGUACAGCUGGACUGCAGACGCACUGGAUAAUGUCAACCUAGUGUCCUCACCAAUACACUCCGGUUUUUCCUCUCCGCUCCCGCAGUACGACAGCAGGUUCCUGGUCAGCUUCAUGGUGGACGCCAGAGGCGGCUCCAUGAGAGGAAGUCGUCACAACGGCAUGCGCAUCAUCAUCCCGCCCAGAAAGUGUACAGCGCCCACCAGAAUCACCUGUCGGCUGGUCAAGAGACACAAACUGGCAUCUCCUCCUCCGAUGGUGGAAGGAGAAGGCCUGGCAAGCCGACUCGUUGAGGUCGGACCAGCAGGUGCUCAGUUCCUUGGGCCUGUGAUAGUGGAGAUCCCUCAUUUUGGCUCGAUGCGGGGCCAGGAGAGAGAGCUGAUCCUACUGCGCAGCGAGAACGGGGAGUCCUGGAAAGAGCAUCUGUACGACUAUAAGACUGACGACCUCAAUCAGCUCCUCAGUGGGAUGGAUGAAGAACUGGACAGUCCGGAGGAGCUGGAGAGGAAGAGAAUCUGCCGCAUCAUCACCAAGGACUUCCCACAGUACUUUGCUGUGGUGUCUCGAAUCAGGCAGGAGACCAAUCAGAUGGGACCGGAGGGCGGGACUUUGUGCAGCCGGAGCGUCCCAUUGGUUCAAGCUUCCUUCCCUGAGGGGGCAUUAACCAAGAAGAUAAAAGUUGGACUGCAGGCCCAGCCAGUACCUGACGAGACAGUGAAGAAAAUCCUUGGAAACCGAGCAACUUUCAGCCCCAUUGUUACUGUGGAGCCCAGAAGAAGGAAGUUCCACAAGCCAAUCACUAUGACAAUCCCAGUCCCGCCCCUCUCAGGGGAGGGGCUUACCAACGGCUACAAGGGAGACUGUACUCCAUGUCUUCGCCUUCUUUGUAGCAUCACAGGUGGAACAUCUCCUGCACAGUGGGAAGACAUCACCGGCACAACUCCUCUCACCUUCGUCAAUGACUGUGUCUCCUUCACCACCAAUGUUUCUGCCAGGUUCUGGUUAGCAGACUGCCACCAGAUCCCAGAGACGGUGGGCUUGGCCACACAGCUGUACAGGGAGCUGAUCUGUGUGCCCUACAUGGCCAAGUUUGUGGUUUUUGCCAAGAUGAAUGACCCAGUGGAGUCUAGACUGAGGUGCUUCUGUAUGACAGACGACAAGGUGGACAAGACCUUGGAGCAGCAGGAGAACUUUGAGGAGGUGGCCAGGAGCAAAGACAUAGAGGUUCUGGAGGGCAGGCCCAUCUAUGUGGACUGCUACGGAAACUUGGCUCCUCUGACUAAAGCUGGUCAGCAGUUAAUUCUUAACUUCUACGCCUUCAAGGAGAACCGUUUGCCCUUCUGUGUCAAGGUGAGAGAUCCCAGCCAGGACCCCUGCGGUCGUCUUACGUUCCUUAAAGAGUGUAAGACCAUAAAAGGUCUCCCACAAACUGCCGUGUGCAACCUGAACAUCACACUUCCGGCAGUGAAAAAGGAAAUGGAGUCAGAUGCCGAGGAUGAGACUGAAAAGCCAGAGCGACGUCAUACCUUUGCAUCUCUAGCCUUACGUAAGCGCUACAGCUAUCUGGCCGAGCCUGCACUGAAAACAGCCGUUGAGCGAAGCACAACAGCAAGAACACUGCCUGCUGGUUACCCUCACAAACCUGUCUUUCCAACCAGACCUUACGCACCAUGGUCGACUGCUCCUAUUACCGUCCCUGGCCAAACAAGGCCCGUCGGAGUGGGGGGUGCCCUCGCCUCUACCGAUUCACCGGCAGGCUCACCAGCUGCUUCUCCAUUGAAAACUACCUGGCCCCUCUCCUCCCCAUCACAUGCAUGCACUGCAACUACCAAAGCCACCCUGGGAGCUCCACCACCAGUACCUACUGUGUCAUCCCCAGUUAAAUCCGUUAGCGACAUAGUGUCCUCAUCCCCCAUCAGGUCUUACAGGACUAUGCCUUCACCCAUUAAAACCGUUGUCCAGCUGGGUCAAUACCCUAUCCAGGGGUCUGCCAGCUUUGUGCCCUCUGGAAGCCCAUGUAAACCUGCUACAGAUCCAGCAUCUAUCAAAAGCCUCGCUUCAGCAUACACAUCAAGGACUUCGCCACUUCACUCAAUACCCAAUGGUUCUGUACCAGAGUGGUCAUCAGCUUCUAUUACUACACCUUACAACAUGUACAGUUCUAAUCUGCCUUUUAAAACUGCCAUUGGGUCCACGGUUGCGACGGAGGCCGGUGCACCUAACCUUUCUCCUGUUAAAAGCAUCUCCAACCUGUCCUCUUUGAAAACUCCUGUAGAUUCAACACUCUCAUCCAGAGGAGGGAGGUCAACCCUCUCGUCUCUCUCCUCAACUGGGCAGACAACCAUUGCGUCCUCAGAACUGUCCAUGAUGAACGGAUCGGUCUCGCCUGUUAAAUAUCCAUCCUCCUCCUCCACACCAUCCUCACCUUCUUCUCGCCAUCUUUCAGAGAGAAGUAACAGCCUUCAGGAGAGGAUCCAUGCCACGACCCAGGCAGCAACCUCCAGUGUCAGUGCUGCCAUAAAUGAAGCUAUAGACUCAUGUUCUGUGUCAGGCUAUGGCACUCUUAAAUCACUGUCCUCCAUGCGUAGGUCUGCAGCAGCAAGCUCUGCUUACGGUUCUCUGAGAUCUGUACCUGCCUCCUCCAGCCCUGCUAUUUCAUCUAAUUCGGUGACUGUACCUGUAUAUUCAUUAAUCAAUGUCAUCCCAGAGGCCCCUGUCAAACCAGGGCCAGGGUCUCUCAAAAUGGCACUGCCUGAUUCUCCUCGUGCCUCAUCCCUGUCUUCUUCCUCUUUGUCUUCUUGUGUUACUGCAUCAAAAAUAAAGUCCCAACUAAAAUCUCCUCCAUUUAUCACACCGCCCAUUAUCCACCCAACUGCAACUUCCAACCAGGAGAUACUAAAAGAUGUAGCAGACAUGAAAGAGGACCUGAUCAGAAUGACAGCUAUCUUACAGACAGACACACAGACAGCAGCUAAAACUGUCCAAACAUCACAUACGGGCACUCCUAAAGAGACAAAGUUAGAGGAAGAAGAGCCAUUUACUCUAGUGGAGAAAGUGAAAGAAGAUUUAGUGAAAGUCAGUGAGAUAUUACAGAAAGAUGUCAUGAGUGAAGGUAAGGCCAUUGCUGUUAAAGAGAGAGCCUCAGAGGAUGAUUGGGAGGAAUUUUCCAAAGAUGAGAUUGAGGAGGCACAAAGAAGUGUCCUUUCAGAUUCUUGCCCUUAUUAUGAUGAAAACACACUCCUGCUCAAGCACCAGUCCAUGUCAAGCAAAGACUUAGAGUUAGCUAAAGUAGUCGAUUUUUUAACAAAUGACAUUGGUGCUAGCUCCCUUUCCAAAAUGGCAGAGCUGAAAUAUAGGUACGAGGAGGAGGCAAAAAGGGAAGGAGAAGAGAAACAGAAACGUGUUCUCAAACCAUCUAUGUCGAUACAAGAGCACAAACUCAAAAUGCCUCCACCAGUCUCAGGUAUGCUCAGGUCUCCCUCAGAGAAGGACCUAAGCAAACUUGCUGAAUCAUAUCAGGGGGCGGACACCAUUUUGGAAUCACCCGAGGACCUGUCUCAUGAGCAGGAUAAGAGUCCCCUGUCAGACAGCGGGUUUGAGACCAGGAGUGAAAAGACGCCUUCUGCUCCUCAGAGUGCAGAGAGUACAGGACCAAAGCCUUUAUUCACAGAUUCACCCAUCCCUCCCUGUGUGACUGAUACCCGGACCGAAGAGGUCCACUUUAGGAGCUAUGAUGAUUCUUGUGAGCCUGUAUUCAUGGAGGAGGCUACAGUUGCUCCUCCUUCUAUGGAGCCAGAUGCAGCUUCAACAAGCUCUACCAAAACCUUACAGAUGAAAAUGCCAGAAGAGGACUCCAUGAUGAACAAAAGUAUGUGUCUUAAAGAGGAAACUCAUAUUACUACUACUACUAGAAUGGUCUAUCGUAAGCCCCAAUUGACUGAUGGCACAGAGAUGAUCGAGGAAGCUAUGUCAGUUAGCGAUAUCAUGAAAGCUUUCCAGUCAGGUAGGGAUCCAUCUAAAGAAUUGGCAGGCCUUUUUGAACAUAAAGCUAGCCAGGAUUCUGUCAAAGGUGAUGAGCUGACUCCUAGAUUUCUUGACAGAGACAUCAAAUCCAAACCCAAAGUUGAAAGGAUAAUCGAGGUUCAUAUUGAAAAGGGCCACAGCACAGCAGAGCCGACUGAGGUUAUUAUCAGGGAAACAAAGAAACACCCUGAGCUUUAUGUCUACAAAGGAGACCAUGGAAUUAAGGAACUUACUGAUUAUGAUGAGGCCCAGCAGGAAGAAGAGGAGCUUACUGCCGAAGAAUCCCUGCCCUCCUUCUUAGAAACAUCUCGCGUUAACACCCCAGUGUCUCAGGAGGAGGACAGUCGUCCAAGUUCUGCCCAGCUGAUAGCAGAUGAUUCGUAUAAAGCCCUGAAACUAUUGAGCCAGCACUCAAUAGAAUACUGUGAUGAUGAGCUAUCAGAAAUUAGAGGUGAGUCAUAUAGGUUUGCUGAGAAAAUGCUCCUCUCAGAGAAACUUGACGCGUCAUCAUCUCACUCUGACACGGAGGAUUCAGCAAUGGUGACUGACAAAAACCGCCACAUAGUUUCUGAGGAGAGUGGUAGCCGUGGCACUGAGAGCAUGAGUCAGCAGCAUGGAAGCCCCAAAAGAGAGUUUGUUUCUAAGUCAUCAAAAGAUGGGUCCCCAAAAUCUGGUAAAUUCUUGCACAGGGAUGAACCAUCUCAGUUUGAUAAGGUGACAGUGCUCCAUUACUCCACAGAACAGGGCAGUCCCAAACAUGCUGUUUGGAUGCGAUUUACAGAGGAUAAACAUGACAGGAGCAGGGAUAAGCUCCUUUAUGAGGAUAGGGUGGACCAAACUGUAAAGGAAGCUGAAGAAAAACUGAGUGAGGUUUCACAGUUCUUCCGUGACAAAACAGAAAAGCUCAAUGAUGAGCUGCAGUCCCCUGAGAAAAAGCCUGUGAGACGUGACCCAAAGGAACCCAGGUCCUGGCCUAGCUCAGCCUGCAGUAGCCCUGAGAAAACACAGCCAAAACCUAAAGCAGGAGAAGAGGCCUUAGGUAAAAGCAAACUCAGGGAGCCUUCUGUUGGUAAAAUAUUUGGAAGCACCACUGCAACUGAAAAGAAAAGCUCUAGCUUACCAAGCAGUCCCCAGAAAACCACGCUCCCUCAUAUCAGUGAGGAUAAAAUUAAACAACAAACUAAAACCAGUGAGUCUGAACCCUCUUCACCCGCUCAUGUAAAAUCAACAUCCAAAGUCAGUGCUGUGAGGAUGAAGUUUGAAUCUGAGGCUCAGAAGCAGAGUCAGACUAGUCCAACCAAAAUUCCUCCUCCAGUGCAGCCAAAACCUUCAAUAAAGAAAUUACAGGAGAGCAAACUUCCUGUUUAUCAGUUUUUUGCAGGAGCGAAAGCAUCAAAAGUAUCUGAAACAUCAGAAGGAAGCUUGAAAAAAGAUGUUGAGAAGGACAUAUGUGCUGCCACUGACAACAGUAAACCUGCUUUGAUAUCAGCAACAUCUAAAGCCCCAAAACAUACAGCAGACAAGUUGCCAAACAAAAAUAUCUCCGAUGCAUCGCAGCAAAGACAAAUUAGUGAAACUGAGUCUCACAAAGCAACUUCUAAAGGAAACGUUAUCCAUUCCAGUGUUACUCAAGAAAUUAAAGAAAGCAAUAAAGAUCAGAAAGUUCAGACACAGGUUGUUCAUGACACUACUAGAUUACUAGAAAAAGAUAGUGAUGCUAAAAAGUACCAACAAGUCACAAAAAGCGAGUCUGCUUCCAAAGAAGUAAUAGCUGAAGUGUCAAGAAAAGACACAGAAGAACCACUAAACAAAAACCUUAGAAAAAAGACAGAAUCCCAAAUUCCUGUAAGAUUGGCUUCUAAUUUAGAUAAUGAGCUCACAAAGAAACAGACAAUAACUAAACCCUCACAGAUACCUACAUUAUUUAAGAGCAAAAUACAGACGAGUCCCGAGACAACCCCAGCAGAAACAGAUGAAAAUCUGACUUUUGAAAUUCUAGAUAAUGCACCCAAAGAUUCCAACUCCAAUAACCUUCCCAGUCCUAUGGAAACACUGGAGAAAGUCAUAACCACUCCAGCUGCUAUAACAACCAAAGAGAAUUUCAAGGGCAUUAAAACAUUACCCGUUUAUGUCAGUGUCCAGGUGGGAAGGCAGGGAGAGAGAGAGGCCAAAGGUGCCCUGUACACAGUCAAACAGAAAUCAAACUCAGCCCUCAGCCCCAUAAGCCCUGAUGAUGACACACUAGAGCAGGUAUCUUUCAUAGAUAGCUCAGGGAAAAGCCCCAUUACACCAGAGACCCCCAGCUCUGAGGAGGUCAGCUAUGACCUUACAACCAGGACACCUGAUGGCUUUAUGGGAUUCAUGUCAGAGAAACCCAGUCCCAUUAUGGAGGUGUCUGAGGAAUCAGAGGGAGAUGACCAAGGCAAAGUUGUUUUCUCUUUUAAAGAGGCCCUACCAGAAAGUAAAAGUAGUUUUCACGCCACUCAAGCAGACCUUGCUAAUGCUAAUAAGGAAGAAACAAAACUGAAUGAUAACCAGCAGGAAUUAAGUAAUAAUUUCAACCAGCAAGAAACAACAGGCAAUAGCAGGCAUGAUGAAAUGACAGGGCAAGAGCAGCAAGAAGUCUCAAAAGACAAAGGUAUUGCAUAUAUUGAGUUCCCUCCCCCUCCUCCUCUGGACUCGGUUUCAGAAAUUUCAGACCCAGAAAGGAAAGGUUCCUGUGCCUCUUCAGAGACUGAGACAGAAAUGAUGGAGGUGAACUUACAGGAAGAACAUGACAAGCAUCUGCUGACCGAGCCAAUUAUACGUAUCCAACCCCCUACCCCGGUGCUCCCUGGGGGAGAUGACAGUCAAUCGAAUGAUGAAGAGGAGGAUGAAUCAAUCUUCCAACCAAUACCUUGUAAGAAAUUAACAUUACUUGAGGAGGAGGAGGAGGAGAAGAAGAAGAUGGAAAAAGCAUCUAAAUCCAAAAAACAUGACAAAAAUGGAAACAAUAAAGAACCUCAAGGUGGGACCAAUGGAUCUAAUGGUUCUAAAGGUUCUAAUGGCAAAGGAGAUGACUGUGAAUAUGAACAAAAUGGAAAUGACCAGUCAAUAACAGACUGUUCAAUAGCCACAACGGCUGAAUUUUCUCAUGACACAGAUGCGACAGAGAUAGACUCACUAGAUGGAUAUGAACUUCAGGAUGAGGAUGAUGGCCUGUGCGAGCAGGCAGAUUUACGGCUGUUUGGUCUUCCAGACAGCCGAAGAGACGUCUGGGCAACAGACACUUUUAGGUCCACUGACCGAUCUUUUCCCCCAACCAAACUGGAAGUUAUUGAAGAGGAGAAAACCCCAGAGGAAUAUCAAAAGGACACUUUCAAUAAAGAUCCCCCCUCAAAUGGCGAAACAACAGAUGGGGUUAAAAGUCAAGAACAAAAACACUCCGAUAAAGAGGGAUUUUCAGACACUUACUUUAGUUAUAAAUUAGAAGAGGAAUUUAACUCUCCUUUUAAGACUGUUGCCACUAAAGGGCUGGACUUUGACCCCUGGCCCAGUAAAGGUGGAGAAGAAGAAGUCGUUGAUAUGGGAGAGACACGGGGAAGCAAUGGUGAGCCUAAGCCUUUUGGACUGGCAGUGGAUGACCAGUCUCAGGCCACUACACCAGACACUACCCCAGCCCGAACACCAACGGAUGAUAGCACACCGACGAGCGAGCCAAACCCAUUCCCCUUCCAUGAAGGGAAGAUGUUUGAGAUGACACGCAGUGGUGCGAUUGACAUGAGCAAGAGGGACAUGGUGGAGGAGAGGCUCCAGUUUUUUCAGAUUGGCCCUCAGAGUCCCUGUGAGAGAACAGACCUCCGCAUGGCAAUAGUAGCCGACCACCUCGGACUCAGCUGGACUGAGCUGGCCAGGGAGCUGGAAUUCUCUGUGGACGAGAUCAACUUCAUCAGAGUGGAGAACCCAAAUUCCCUGACAGCACAGAGCUUCACGCUCCUAAAGAAAUGGGUGCACAGGGACGGUAAAAAUGCCACAACGGAUGCUUUAACUGCGGUGCUGACUAAGAUCAAUCGGUUGGAUAUUGUGACUUUGCUGGAAGGGCCCAUAUUUGACUACGGUAACAUUUCAGGCACACGCUGCUUUGCCGAUGAUAACGCAGUAUUCCCGGAUCAGUCCGAUGGAUACGACAAUAUAGAUCUGGAGCUGCAAACCCCCUCAACCCUGAACUUCGUGCCCCCUACCCCGCUGCGCUCAGACGACUUCUUUAGCGAGGGCGAUGCUAGCGCAGACUUCCCUAGCAAGACCAUGCUUAGUAGACCUAGCGACCUCUCUCUCACUCAGACCACCAGUACCUCCAGCAGUGACCCCCUCACAGUCGCCCCAGGCCCCAGCUCCAAUGCCCCACAGCCCCCCAUUGUUGGGGCCGAAGAUACAACCUUGACCACAGGAGAAAGAGAGAUGUCUGUGGAAGAAAAGACAGGGCUUGUUUCUUAUGAGAGGCCGGAUAAUGACAGAAGGGGAGGAAACCAAAAAGAGGAUGCCGCCUUAGACACUGGUCAUGGAAAUGGAAGGCAGGAAGAAGAAGAAGAGGAGGAGAUGAGCCUGGAGAGGCUGCAGAGUCUGCUGGAGGAUAUAAAGCUGGAGGGAGGCUUGGAGGACGAGGAGAUGACAGAAGAGAGGGUGAAUGCAAUUCUCGAACAAGUACGGCAAGCAGAAAAAGAAAUGUGUUCAGUUCCAGGCUGGAGAAGUGAGACGUCCGAUGCAAUCGUAGAGUCAGCAGCCCCUGGCCGCAGCCCCGGCACUGAGGAGGGCAGCCCCGACAGUCUGGCUGAUUCAUUGGAGCAGCCCCCGGCUCAGACCAAUAGACAGAAUGGAGGUCACAGUGACACAGCCAGGGAACGAAAAGAUUCAGAGGCCAAGAGGAAGGGAUCUCAGGAGGACAGCAGCACAGCGGGACCAAGCAGAAGACGGGAGGAGGGAGGUGAAAGGUCCCAGCACAAAGUCCAGGGGAGUGUUAGAGCUGACGAGUCCAGCUCUGAUGACGAGACCACUGUCACCACCAGGGUGUACCGCAGAAGAGUCAUACUCAAGGGAGAGGAGGCCAAAAACAUUCCUGGAGAGUCUGUGACGGAGGAGCAGUACACAGAUGAAGACGGGAAUCUGGUCACCAGAAAAGUGAUCAGAAAGGUGGUACGCCGUGUGGUCAACACGGAGGAAAGGAAGGAAAGUGAAGGCAAAACUGUUUCAGAAGAAGGAUCUGCUCUUGGUGUAGUGACAGGUGGAGCAGAUGCUGCUUCUUUAGCAGGUGCAGCAGCAGCAAGCGCCACAGGGGGGAAGGGCAAGAAGAGGGGGAAGCGCUCCCGACAGGGUCACAAGGCCCAGGAGGCCCAGAGAGGGAAAACUGAGCCUGAAAACGGAGCCAGCAAGAAACAAGGGAAGAAGAGUCAGUCAUAACAGUGGUGCUCUCAACUAAACCUGGUCCACUGACGUCCACCUGCGACACCACAUACACCCUGGGAGGGAAAACGGACUGGAAGCCUCGUCAAUCGGCCAAAACGUGUCUGAAGCUUUCACUUACAACGCAUGGUUUUCAGCAAGACAAAGCAAAACAACUACUUUUCUUUUAUUUCGCAUGAGCAUGUCACCAAACUCUCUCACUGUUGUAAACAACACCCGAAGGACACGACUGGACGUGAGCUGGAACUUUCUAUCUUUGAUGAAUGAAAGGCGUCCGUGACCAAAGGUGGCGCAAGAAAAACGACAAGUAAACUGCUGACAGAUAAACAGAUAAAGAUGUGUGAUCCACUCUCUCUCAGACACUCGCCUUAUAUGGUCUAUUUUUUCCUCCUGGACCCACAGUAUUGGGGUGUUACCAUGUGGUUCUUUUUUAAAAAAUGAAAUAUAAUAGUAAAUGGGUGAUUUUGUUGUAUAUAACUGACACUGAAAAAAAAACAAACAAAAAAAGAUCAGCAGCUUCACAGAUUGUUUAUGCACUGAUUUGAGUUGAAGCUUCGCAGAGUCGGUGCGUUUGUAUUGAGAGGUCGACACUGUUUGUGCAGCCUUGAGUGUGUGACCUGACAUGCUCUUCCAAAUGAAUAUAAAAAAGUUGUGUGUAAAUGAGAAACGAAUGGAGAGAAAAAAAAACUGCUUGAUUUUAAACAAUGGACGUUUCUUUAUAUCCAACAGCUACUUCCGCUCCGUCUGUGGAACAUUCUUCGUCUUCAGAGAAAUUAUAUUUUGCUGCAUGUGACGUCACUUUAUUUUUAACGCUUUCCUUUUUUUUCCUCCUAAUUCAAAGCACUGUAAUACAAUUAGAGAGGGGUUUGAUGGUACUUUCUGUCUGUGUGUGCACAUAAUCCAACCAUCUGUCAUCAAUAACUGUUUUUAUUUUAGUUUUUACAAAGAUCACACACUCCACACUCGAGUGGCAGAGAUAGCUUCAUUCUUACGCUUCAGGAAGGUCAGUGUCCCCGAAUAUAACCUGCAGACUGGCACAAUGUGUUAUCUCCAAACUGCUAGCAGCCCCUGUGUGCGUGCAACAUCAAAUAAAAAUGUCUAUCUGUAAGCUCAUCAUGCAUACUAGAAGUGUACGUUUAAGCUUUUAGGUCUGCUGUGGUUUUAAAAAGGGGACUGUUAAAUUUUGAUGGUUUGAUGACUUUUAUCUUUAUUUAAUAGGUUGUAAUUUCAUGAGAACAGAGAAUCUUAUUUUUAGCCCCAUUAUCUAAAUGUAGUCCUUUUUACUAACUCACAUAAAUCACAGUAUUGAUCAAAAUCUGAUCUUCUGUUUAUAUGUCAGUCUUUUUUUUUUCUGUUUUCUCUUUUUUCAUACAAAACCACCCCAAGCAUCCAUUGUUGAUGAAAAUCUGGUACCAACAUGUAUGACGAACCAACAUAGCCUACACUGGAUGAUCCAAGUAAUUAUUUAAGCAGAAUAAUAAAUUGUGUUUAAACUGAA
Messenger RNA from Micropterus dolomieu (smallmouth bass), 13958 nucleotides. RefSeq names its product ankyrin-3-like. Gene Ontology annotation, molecular function: protein binding. Bases 131 to 12457 code for a protein of 4108 amino acids. Gene Ontology annotation, biological process: regulation of cardiac muscle contraction; signal transduction; protein localization to T-tubule. The record is from RefSeq and is a predicted model, not a curated record. Gene Ontology annotation, cellular component: T-tubule. The transcript is spliced from 51 exons. NCBI's taxonomy places the organism in Eukaryota, Metazoa, Chordata, Actinopteri, Centrarchiformes, Centrarchidae.